Messenger RNA from Meloidogyne enterolobii, 413 nucleotides. NCBI's taxonomy places the organism in Eukaryota, Metazoa, Nematoda, Chromadorea, Rhabditida, Meloidogynidae. The record is from the annotation of a GenBank genome assembly.
AUGGAGUAUUCUCACAUUGAAAUUUGUUUCAAAUUUGAAAAUCCAGGGAAUUAUUUUAUAAUUGUCGCGAAACAAAAUUGUGAGUGUUGGCUUCAAUUCGACGUUAAAAUUAAAAAAGCAAAUGAGGAAAGAUGUGUGUCCAAAAUGUUUAAGAAAAUGAAUGAUUUAGAGAAGGAUUUAUUGAAAAGUUUUAGACAAUUCAUUUCAAUGUGGAUAUUAAAAACAGAAUUAGAUAAUUAUGAGGAUGGCCAGAUAACGGUAAAUAAUGAUGAAUCGUUAGAAAAUAAUCCUGAACUGGCAUUAGUUGCCUCAAUAACUCCAUUGCUGACUCUUGGAAGUUAUGAAUUUUAUUUGGAUAAGGAAGGAGUAACUAAAGAAAGAGUGAAAAUUGUUGAUUCUAAGAAAAAAUGACA